UCUUUGUCAUGAAACCUCACCCUUGUGUGGGUAGGUGCUACUGCUGCUGCUUUCGCUCUCCAUUUCUUCUCUCUUCACUCUGUUUUUUUCCCAUUUGCACGUUUUCCCCACCACCGUUCUAGGUUUUCUUCUCCGAUCCUCCUCCGUCACCGUCGCCGCCGGCAACCACUCUCUUCUCCGGGUUUCAUUUAUGCACGUGAAUCCAAUUUGCAUGAACUCAAUUGAUGGGACCCAAAAAGCGAAACCCUCCUUCUACUCGUUCAAAACAAUCUCCGGCGGCUUCUCCGGUGCCGCAAUCGGCCACCGGCGGAGCCGCCAAUGCUCCCACUCCACCCGACCCUGACUCCCCCAACGCUCCUGAUCAAAAUCCCCCUAACCCUAGCAAGAUCGAAUUGCCUCCCACUCAAUCGGAGGGUUCCGGUUCCGAUUACUUCACCGCAAUCAAGCUGGAAUGCGAGCGAGCCCUCACCACGUUCCGCCGUGGUAACCACAACAGGGCGAUGAAGCUCAUGAAGGAGCUGUGUGUGAAGGAGGAGGGCUCGGUUCACUCGGCUUUUGUUCACCGAAUUCAUGGGUUUGUGUGCUAUAAAUUGGCGUCGUCUAUUAGUGAUACUACUGCGAAGCAACGGCAUUUGAGGAACGCGCUUGAGUCGUCGCGGAGGGCUGUUGAGCUUUCCCCGAAUUCGGUUGAGUAUGCGCAUUUCCAUGCCACUGUGUUGUUGGAGGCAGCGAGUGAGGCGAAGGACUUUGAGGAUGUGGUGCACGAGUGUGAGAGGGGGCUUGCUAUUGAAAACCCCAGUGAUCCUCUGAAGGAGACUUUGCAGGAUGAGAGUGAGCAGAAAGAGACUACUUCAGAAGGGAGGAUAGCAAACAUGCAGAAUGAGUUGAAGCAGCUGAUUCAGAAGUCGAACAUUGCUUCCUUGUCAUCUUGGAUGAAGAAUCUGAGUAAUGGGGAGGAGAGGUUUCGGUUGAUUCCCCUGAGGAGGGCGGCAGAGGACCCAAUGGAGGUGAGGUUGGUUCAGACUAGAAGGCCGAAUGAGAUCAAGAAGGUGACAAAGACGCCAGAGGAAAGAAGAAAAGAAAUUGAAGUUCGAGUUGCUGCGGCAAGGCUGAUGCAACAGAAGUCAGGGUCACCCCUAUCUCCGAAUGAAGGAGAUAGGGAUGACAGGGCACUGGAUUCAUCUUCGGGGUCAGGUCAGAGGAUAGGCGAGAGGAGAAGGCAUGGGAAUAUGAGAAAGAAUGGCCUUACAGAUGAAAGGAGAAAUUGGGUGCUGUCAUAUUGGAAUUCUGUGAGCAUGGAUAGGAAGAGGGACUGGCUUAGGAUUAAAAUUUGUGAUCUCAUGUCCCACUUUGGUUCUUCAAAGGAUACUUUGCCAAAAGAUAUUUUAUCAGAAGCUUUGUUUUAUGCUGAGGCCAACAGAACAUGGAAGUUUUGGCUUUGCUGCCACUGUGAUGAAAAAUAUUCCAAUCCAGAAUGUCACAGACGGCACGUUGUGCAGGAACACAUGGAGAGUCUAUCGUCAAAAUUGCGGAGACUUUUGCCCCAAAGCAUUGAUAAUGAAUGGAUAGAUAUGCUUCUUAAUUGUUCUUGGAAGCCUUUGGAUGUCUCAGCUGCAGUUAAAAUGCUUGACAACAAAGCAAAAUUUAAGAGUUCACCAUUGCCUGAUGACUCUUACUUGGAUAAUCGUACUCAUGACUACAAUGAUUGUUUUCAAGAUGCAAGCAGCUCUUACCAUGAGAAUGAAGAUUUAGCCUACAGUCUUCAUAGUCGUACGACAGAUAGCAGUGACUAUUGUAAAAUUGUAGAAAAUGAUGUUAGAGAGGGUGCUGACGACCAACAAUUAACGGAAAAUCCUGCUACUGAUCGUUGGCCUGUAUCUGAUGACUUAGAGCGUGUAAAACUACUGGAGAAAAUUCAUGCAGUAUUUGAGUUGCUUAUUCGACACAAAUGUCUUGCUGCUAGUCAUCUUAACAAGGUCAUGCAAUUUAGUAUGGGUGAAAUACAGGGUCUUGCUGCUGGUUCUCAACUUCUGAAACAUGGUGUAGAUCAAACACCAAUGUGCAUAUGCUUUUUGGGAGCUUCUCAGCUUAAGAAAAUUCUCCAAUUCCUGCAGGAAAUAUCUCAUGCUUGUGGAUUGGGAAGAUAUGCUGAUAAAAGUGGCAGUCCCGUGAAUGAUACACCUAAUAUUAGUCAAGGUCCUGAGAUCACAGAUAAGAUUAUUCUCAGUGCAGAUGCAUCAUGCCUUCUUCUGGAUGAGUGUCUACUGCCAAGACAAAUCACUCCUAGUACAGCCCAGGGGGCUGUCUUGGAUGACAUGACUGCACCAAGUUCUCCUGAUGGAUAUUUUAAAUAUAAUGAUGCUUUGCUAUCUUGGAUAUUUUCGGGUUCACCUAUUGGGGAUCAAUUGACGUCAUGGAUGCGAACCAAAGAAGAUAAAAUACGACAAGGUGAGGAAAUUGUCCGGGUACUUGAGAAGGAGUUUAGUCACCUACAGAGCCUAUGUGAGAAGAAGGGUGAGCGAAUAGGUUAUGAGGAAGCACUGCAGUCAGUAGAAGAUCUUUGUCUUGAAGAAGGUAAGAAGAGGGGAAGUGGUGGUGAAUUUGUCCAGCGAAGCUAUGAGUCUGUCUUAAGAAAGCGGAGAGAAGAGCUCAUUGAGAGUGAGAAUGAUGUGAUGUAUGUCAGCAAUAGGUUUGAGUUGGAUGCUAUAUCAAAUGUAUUGCAAGAAGCAGAAGCAAUGAAUGUUAAUCAAUUCAGCUAUGAGGAAACUUAUGCUGGUGUGAAUUCUCAGUUGUGUGACUUGGAAUCCGGUGAAGAAGAUGAUUGGAGAAUGAAGGACUACAUGUAUCAAAUGGAUGGAUGUAUAGAAAUUGCUAUCCAGAAAUUGAAAGAACACGUAUCUAUAGAGCUCAGCAAAAUUGAUGCCCGAAUAAUUAGAAAUGUUGCCGAGAUGCAGCAAUUGGAACUCAAGCUUGAGCCUAUUUCUACUAAUGAUUAUCGUGCAAUAUUAGUUCCUCUAGUGAAGUCAUACCUAAGGGCACUUUUGGAAGAUUUGGCUGAGAAAGAUGCAAGAGAGAAAUCUGAUGCUGCAAGUGAAGCAUUUUUGGCUGAACUUGCUCUUGAUUCCAAGAAGAUUGUUAAAGGGGGAAGUGAGAACACAAGACAGGUGGAGAAGACAAAAGAUAAGAAGAAGAAUAAAGAUCACAGAAAAACAAGAGAUUUGAAGGCUACAAGUGGUAAUGUGCAGCACUUGCUUCAAACUCAAGCUAUUGAUUCCAACCAGGUUGCGCCUGAUAGUGACUUUCAAGAUCAUGAGGUCGUUUCCAUGAAUGGUGAUGAUUUGGAACAGCAUGAAGAUGAAUUUAGACGUAAAAUUGAGCUAGAAGAGGAGGAAAAAAAGCUGGAAGAAACUUUGGAAUUUCAACGAAGGAUUGAAAAUGAGGCCAAACAGAAGCACCUUGCUGAGCAACAAAAGAAAUCAUCUGGGGAAGAUUUAGACGACAUUACCGGUAAACUUCAAGAUUGUCAAUUAAAAGUGGUUGCUGACGGCUCAGAUGCUCACAAACAUGAGCAUUUGCCGAAGGAGAAUGGGUGCGCAAGCAAUCUUGAUGGUUAUCUUAUUACCACAGCAAAUGGUUUCGUGGUGCCAACCACAUCUUCAUCUGAUUCAGCUGCCCAAAAUAUUAUCCAUUUGCAUCAGUCGGAAGUUAAACAAGCAGAUAUGCCUAAUGGAAUUGUUCCAGAGAAUGGUCUACCUUUGCCUGAUCGGCGUGUAGGCAAAAAGCAUAAACGACAUAAGAAUUCUUCCAAACUUGUUGACGGAAAGUUUGAAUCUCUCUCCCUGGAAAAGGAGAGAACGGGUGGUACACACAUUGACAAUAACUUAAGAGAGCAGGCUAAAUUCCAUAACAAUCAAGAUGCAAACAAGGAGACCAACGGAUCAACUGUGGUAAGAGAAUUACAAGUGGAAGACGAGGAGGAGGAAAGAUUUCAAGCUGAUCUUAAAAUGGCCGUACGCCAAAGCCUGGACACAUAUCAAGCACGUGGAAAUUUGCCUUCAGUUUCCAGCUUGAGAAUGUCGCAGAGAGCUGUUUCACAAGUAGAUUGUUCGGGUUUUCCACAAGUGGAAGACUCAACUGAUGAUGUGAAUGGAGCUACUUCGCUUGGUACUGGACUGAGAAAUGAAGUGGGCGAAUAUAAUUGUUUUCUCAAUGUUAUUAUACAGUCAUUGUGGCAUUUAAGACGCUUUAAGGUGGAAUUUCUUGGCAGAUCAAGAUCGGAGCAUGAUCAUGUGGGUAAUCCCUGUGUUGUCUGUGCCUUGUAUGAAAUAUUUAUUGCAUUGGACCUUGCAUCAAAGGAUUCCAGGAGAGAGGCAGUUGCGCCUACUUCCCUGCGGAUUGCUCUAAGCAACCUGUACCCACAUAGCAACUUCUUUCAGGAGGCUCAGAUGAACGAUGCUUCUGAGGUACUGGCAGUGAUAUUUGAUUGCCUGCAUCGAUCAUUUAUGCGUGGUUCAAGUGUUUCUGAUGCAGAAUCAGUGGAAAGCAACUGCACGGGGUCUUGGGAUUGUGCAAACACUAGUUGUGUAGCACAUUCACUUUUUGGAAUGGACAUUUUUGAACAAAUGAACUGCCACAAUUGUGGUCUUGAGUCCAGACAUUUGAAGUAUACUUCCUUCUUUCACAAUAUAAAUGCCAAUGCCCUCCGAACUAUGAAGGUUAUGUUUACUGAAAGCUCCUUUGAUAAACUUUUGAAUCUUGUUGAGAUGAACCAUCAAUUGGCUUGUGAUAUGGAAGUUGGUGGCUGUGGCAAGCUAAACCACAUCCAUCACUUUCUUUCAACUCCACCCAAUGUUUUUAUGACAGUUCUAGGCUGGCAAAAUACAUGUGAGAGUGCUGAUGAUAUAACCGCAACUCUGGCAGCUCUUAGCCCUAAAAUAGAUAUCAGCAUCCUUUAUCGUGGUUUAGAUCCUAAAAGCACCCAUAACUUGGUUUCAGUGGUUUGCUACUACGGCCAGCAUUAUCAUUGCUUUGCUUAUAGCCAUGACCAUGAACAAUGGAUUAUGUAUGAUGACAAGACUGUCAAGAUAAUUGGUGGAUGGGCGGAUGUUCUUACAAUGUGUGAAAGAGGGCAUCUACAACCUCAGGUUCUUUUCUUUGAAGCUGUAAACUAGAUUUCUGGUGGAACUGAUAACAUCUUUUGCUGGACCGGAGAAUGUUGAGUUUGACAUCUAAUUGGUUUCUGGCGUGGUCCUGUUUAUGCAACUAUGUUGCGUUGCUGCAUACCACAAGUGGUUUCAACAAAUAAAGUUGCAAGUUUCACCAAUGUCAACAAGUUUUGGCGUACAUACAUCAGUUCGGAUAUAUAGCAUUUUAAAAUUUGUGAUGGUUUUAAUAGGAACAACUGGUUCUCAUGGGGCAUAUGAUGACGAAUACAUAUAGUGUACUAUGUUAUGGGGUGGCUUAGAAGAACCCAGAGAGUAGUGUUUGGCACUGAGACAGAUUGGUUCGUUUUGAGAAUAUCAGAUUCAUUUCUUGUAUCCAUCAAAUAAGCAGGUUUUGGUAUUGCUGGAAGAAUCAUAAUUUGUUGAGGUUGGCCAGCAAAGUGUGAGAAGCUCUUAGGCUGUGUUAUGAUGGAAAUGGUUGCUUAUUAUUGUUGGGUGGGAACAUGUAGCAAUUUUUACAAGGGGGGACUUUGUUCUUCAGUGGUGAAAGAAAUUUCCCUCCCACCCCUCCUCCACCCAAACAGAAAAAUAAAGAAAAGAAAGUCCUGUAUAGUAUUUAUACAAUUAGAUUUAUCAAAAUAUCAGCUUGUUGCAACUAGGCUGAGAAAGGAGCAUCCUUUAAUGUUCUACUGGACAACUUUUCUCUCCUUCAGGAUACCUAUGAUGAAACAUGCUGCAUUCAGGCUUUGAGCCACAGUAAAUUCAAGAGCUCCAUCCUUUUGAUCCAUUUAGUGUACUUUGUUCUUUACUUCCAUUUUUUAGUGGUAGGGUGGGGGAGGGGCUGGAUCUCCAUGAGUUUGUUUAAGUAUUAGUUAAAUUAAUGGACUAAUGAUAUUAAAUUAUAGUUUGCAGAUGAUAACCUUAGCUUUGAGUGAGGAAAAAGCUGAAAGGUUUUGACAAUUUUGUCCUGUACUUUCUGGGAAUAGCGUCAAGCCAGAUGGAUUAUUAUACUUCAUUGUUUCAUAUAAUAUUAAUGCAAAAUGUUGUGCAAUUCAGCUUCUA
Molecule: messenger RNA, 6224 nt
Organism: Lotus japonicus
Lineage: Eukaryota; Viridiplantae; Streptophyta; Magnoliopsida; Fabales; Fabaceae
Exons: 16
Coding region: 225-5171 (1648 amino acids)
Biological process (GO): protein deubiquitination
Molecular function (GO): cysteine-type deubiquitinase activity
Source: RefSeq, a predicted model, not a curated record